Messenger RNA from Zygotorulaspora mrakii, 711 nucleotides. RefSeq lists its product as uncharacterized. Lineage: Eukaryota; Fungi; Ascomycota; Saccharomycetes; Saccharomycetales; Saccharomycetaceae. The record is from RefSeq and is a predicted model, not a curated record. Bases 1 to 711 code for a protein of 236 amino acids. The transcript has a single exon.
AUGAGGACUAAGAGGAGCAGGUCAAUAUCGUAUCAGUUGGUCACACCCGAAGAGCCAGUUCGUGACAAGACGCGGGGGAGCGAAGAUAAGAAUGAGGUAAACGGUGCGAAUAAUGAAGAACUGGAAAGUUCGAUGGUGUCCGAUGGUGAGAAUGGAUUUUUCAUGCCUUCAAUAAAGAAUACUAGGGAGCUGGAAACCGAGAUACUAGACAUGAUUCAUAUAUUGCAGAAACAAGAAACGCCUAGAGAUAGAAAGGAGAGUGAAACCAUAAUCAGUUUGCUGAACAGGUCGAUAACAGCGAUAUCGCAUUGGUCUCUACAGGCACAACUGGCACAGCUGCGAGCAAAUGUGGACGACAGACAGACUGUUGAGAAUAAUUUAUUGCGGAAAGAGAUGGAGCUUCUAAUCAGUAAACGGUCCGAUGGGGCGGGAAGGAAGAGAAGGAAGGCAAAGUUGCCGGCGAGCAUUAAUACCAAAGUUGGAUAUCUGAAAAGCCCGCCCUAUGUGACUGCAGCGGUGUCGGAAGCCAGUCCACCCCGGCGGUCGCUGAGAAAACAUGCGUCUCUGACAAGUCCAACAUCCACUGCGCUUGAUGAUCCAGUUUCGUUGAAAUUGGUAGAGAGUAAUAAACCUCAUCCACGGAUGAAAAGGAAUAGCGACAAUCCGUCAACGAACGAGUACGUUCGGGUCUUUCAUCUUCAAAGAGAAUGA